Molecule: messenger RNA, 1374 nt
Organism: Zingiber officinale
Lineage: Eukaryota; Viridiplantae; Streptophyta; Magnoliopsida; Zingiberales; Zingiberaceae
Product: malate dehydrogenase-like
Exons: 7
Coding region: 113-1111 (332 amino acids)
Biological process (GO): malate metabolic process; oxaloacetate metabolic process; tricarboxylic acid cycle
Molecular function (GO): L-malate dehydrogenase (NAD+) activity
Source: RefSeq, a predicted model, not a curated record
CUCACUUUCCAUUUAACUGCAGUCUCAUCAGCUUCUUCGUCACUUUAAGCAUCGUCCUCUCCUCAGUCUCCAUCCAUCCUCGCUCGCUUCUUCGCCUCCCCUCGUUUCCUCAAUGGAGAAGGAUCCCGUUCGAGUUCUCGUAACUGGUGCUGCAGGUCAAAUUGGAUAUGCCCUCGUACCGAUGAUUGCCAGGGGAGUGAUGCUUGGCCCUGACCAGCCUGUUAUAUUGCACAUGCUUGACAUUCCGCCUGCUGCAGAAGCUCUAAAUGGAGUCAAGAUGGAGCUGGUUGAUGCAGCAUUUCCUCUUCUUAAGGGUGUUGUUGCCACAACUGAUGUUGUGGAGGCUUGCACUGGAGUCAGUGUAGCUGUUAUGGUUGGUGGUUUCCCAAGGAAGGAAGGUAUGGAGAGAAAGGAUGUGAUGUCAAAAAAUGUAUCCAUCUAUAAGUCUCAAGCUUCAGCAUUAGAAGCACAUGCUGCUCCCAAUUGCAAGGUGCUCGUUGUAGCCAAUCCUGCGAACACUAAUGCUCUUAUACUGAAAGAGUUUGCUCCAUCCAUUCCAGCAAAGAAUAUUACUUGUUUGACAAGGUUAGAUCACAACAGGGCACUAGGACAGAUUUCUGAGCGAUUGAAUGUUCAAGUUAGUGAUGUCAAGAAUGUUAUCAUUUGGGGAAAUCAUUCUUCCACCCAGUAUCCUGAUGUAAGUCACGCAACUGUUAAGACGCAAAGUGGAGAAAAAUCUGCUUGUGAGCUUGUUUCUGACGAUGAGUGGCUGAGGGGUGAAUUUAUCACAACUGUUCAACAACGUGGUGCAGCAAUCAUCAAAGCAAGAAAACUUUCGAGUGCUUUAUCUGCUGCCAGUUCUGCUUGUGAUCACAUUCGUGACUGGGUUCUGGGAACUCCUGAGGGAACAUGGGUUUCCAUGGGCGUUUAUUCUGAUGGUUCAUACAAUGUACCAGCUGGGCUGAUUUAUUCUUUCCCUGUCACAUGCAAAGCUGGCGAGUGGACCAUUGUCCAAGGGCUUUCGAUUGACGAAUUCUCAAGGAAGAAGUUGGAUGCAACUGCUGAGGAGUUGUCAGAAGAGAAGGCCCUCGCAUAUUCAUGCCUUGUGUAAGUUAACUGAUGGAUUGGCUAUAUCCAUUAGACGCUAUCGAGUGCUUAGACAUUUUGAAUAAAUGCACUUUCCUAACGAUGGAAAAUUUAAUUCCGCACUCUAUUUAAGAUGUACAACUGCAGAGCGAGUUUAGGCUAAAUUCUACCAUGAUCUAUCUCUAUGACCUCACAACAUAUUCCUCCAUUUUGUUUUCUCUUUGUGAUGCAUAAGUUUCAUUAUAGUAUCUAUGAGAUGUUUUCCCUUUUCCUUUUCCUUUUCCUUCA